Pestalotiopsis fici W106-1 is the source of this 1101-nucleotide messenger RNA. RefSeq lists its product as uncharacterized. The transcript is spliced from 2 exons. The record is from RefSeq and is a predicted model, not a curated record. Gene Ontology annotation, molecular function: oxidoreductase activity, acting on single donors with incorporation of molecular oxygen, incorporation of two atoms of oxygen; ferric iron binding. Lineage: Eukaryota; Fungi; Ascomycota; Sordariomycetes; Amphisphaeriales; Sporocadaceae. Bases 1 to 1101 code for a protein of 366 amino acids.
AUGCACUUCACUCAAGCCGUUGUCACCGGCCUAGCCGUGCUCUCAAGCUCCGCCCUCGCCCAUCCCGGUCAUGAUUUCAAGGCGGAACUAAACGAGCGUCGAGAUUUCCUCAAGACCGUCAAGCGCGCCGACAUUAGCCACUGUGCCGAGAAGCUGAAGGCUCGCGGUGUCAACAAGCGCAACGCUGCGCGCCGACAUGCAACACUUCAAGAUGCCAGGGCCAAAACAAGCCUGGUGAGACGCAAUGCCACGACGGUCGAUGCUAUCAACCAUAACCAGACUGGCAACGGGUACACUGCAGCAACUGACGCGUCUGUUCUCUUUGAGGGCUUCAGCUCUUGUCUACUUACCCCUGAGGUCACACAGGGCCCAUACUACGUGGGUGGCGAGUUUAUCCGACCCAAUAUCAUCGACGGUCAAGACGGUGUACCGACCAUUCUUGAUUACCAAGUGGUCGAUGCCGACACCUGCGAGGUUGUGCCGAACGUGUACCUGGAGAUUUGGCACUGCAAUUCGACCGGCGUCUACUCGGGAGUCAAAGUUAGUGGCAACGGCAACGAUGCCGACGCCUCCAACCUAAACAACACCUUCUUUCGCGGUAUCCAGAAGACAAACGCCGACGGUGUUGCUCAAUUCACCAGUCUCUUUCCUGGCCACUAUGCCAUGCGUGCCACGCAUAUUCACUUGAUGGUACACACCAACGCGACCGUCUUUGCCAAUGGCACACUUGGCAAUAACAACAUUUAUUCCUCCCACAUUGGCCAGGCCUUUUUCGACCAAGACCUAAUUACCGAGGUUGAAGCGCUCUCCCCCUACAAUACCAACACGGCCAGCAUCACGGAUAACGUGGACGAUGACUUGUUCGUCCAGGAGACCGAUAGCGAGGGCAUCGACCCCGUCCACGAGUACAUUUACAUUGGCGAUGAUGUUUCCGAUGGUCUUUUUGCCUGGCUGGCAUUCGGUAUUAAUGCCACCGCGUCUGAUGCCAUUACUGCUGCCGCGUGGUAUUAUGCCAACGGCGGUCAGACCAAUGCCGACUACGAUUAUCUGGCAGAGGAGGGGACCACCGGGGUCACUUCUCCUACAGCUACGGCAUCUUGA